Messenger RNA from Parnassius apollo (apollo), 498 nucleotides. The record is from the annotation of a GenBank genome assembly. NCBI's taxonomy places the organism in Eukaryota, Metazoa, Arthropoda, Insecta, Lepidoptera, Papilionidae.
AUGGGGGGAGUGGACUUGAUGGACAGCUACCUGGGACGCUAUCACAUAAAGAGCCGAAAAUGGUACAUGCGCCUCUUUUACCAUAUUUUAGACCUCGCCGUUAUAAAUUCGUGGGUUCUUUUGAAAAAAAAUUGCACAGCAAAAGGUAUUCCUGAGAAACAGCUUCCAAAUCUUGGAGAGUUUCGUAACAUCUUGGCCGAUGCACUUUGUAACGUGGGAACAUCAAAUGGUGCUAAAAGAGGGCGUCCCUCUAAUGUGGACUUGGAGCGCGAACAUGCCAAGAAUCCAAAGGGUCCGGGUCAUCCAGUCCCCUGCAAGGAUAUACGAAUCGAUGGAGUCGAACACUGGCCUAUCUUUUCAAAAAGAUUACGGUGCAAAAUUCCACAGUGCAAAGGUACUACGCAGUGGGCAUGUUCAAAGUGUAACGUACCUCUGUGUCUGAACGCACGCAAUAAUAACUCGCAUACUAGCAAUAAAAAGUUACUAGUAAUUGCAUAA